Messenger RNA from Ambispora gerdemannii, 348 nucleotides. The record is from the annotation of a GenBank genome assembly. Lineage: Eukaryota; Fungi; Glomeromycota; Glomeromycetes; Archaeosporales; Ambisporaceae.
AUGGGAUUAUCAAGUAUCGAUGCAUCCACUGUUGUUGCUUCCUCUUCCUCACCAUCAACACUUGAUCCAAAUGGAAUAUCGGCAGCAGCUCUAAAAAGAACAAAUAAGACUCACGUCCCGAGUGCGUGUGUCAAUUGUAAGCGCGCUCACUUGGCUUGUGAUGUAUCAAGACCAUGCAAACGAUGUGUAGCACUUGGAAAAGUAGACACGUGUAUUGACAUAAAACAUAAAAAACGUGGUCGUCCCAAACUAAAGGAUAAAAAAACAUAUCCUUAUAGCACUUAUGCUACUGCUGAUGCAAAAACCCACCUCCCACUGAAUCUCUUGUACAAUCGUCACAAUUUAUGA